Messenger RNA from Bombina bombina (fire-bellied toad), 2392 nucleotides. RefSeq names its product serine/threonine kinase like domain containing 1 (gene STKLD1). The transcript has 20 exons. NCBI's taxonomy places the organism in Eukaryota, Metazoa, Chordata, Amphibia, Anura, Bombinatoridae. Gene Ontology annotation, biological process: protein phosphorylation. Gene Ontology annotation, molecular function: ATP binding; protein serine/threonine kinase activity. The coding region runs from base 85 to 1995 and encodes 636 amino acids. The record is from RefSeq and is a predicted model, not a curated record.
UGUACAGGUAGUUUCCUGGGGUACAGCGAGGCAUAGACACGGCAAGGGGCACAGGGAUUCCCCCUAUACUAAGUGCACCGGGGCAUGGAGCAAUACAAGGUGCUGGGAGAAUGGAAGUCGGGUGUUAUUGGCCAAACUUGCAUUGUGGAGGAGUCACAAGGAGAAAAAAGGAGGUUUGCACUGAAAAAGGUGGAAUGCAUAGAUGAGCGACACGCAAACCUAGUGUUAAACCAGGCCAUGGAACUGCUGAAACUUCAGCACCACAAUGUAUGCACAUACAAGGAAUUCUUCAUGAUAUGGGACAAUAAGAUUUCAUCACUUUUUUUCUGCCAAGCUAUGGAGCUCUGUGACCAGGGCAGUCUCUCUGACAUUAUACAUCGGAACAGACAGCUGAAGGAAGAAAUAGAUGAGGAAAUAAUACAGAAGUUUCUUGCGCAAACUAUCGAUGCCCUGGUGUAUAUUCACAAGAACAAAAUCAUACACAGGAACCUCAAGCCCAAUAAUAUCCUUUUAAAAGAUGCCACAUUUCUGAUGAGUGAUUUUGCUGUAGAGAAGCUGAUGACUGAUGAGAUGAAAAUAAAGACAAGAUUAGAUGCAGGAUGCACAUUAUGGAUGGCGCCAGAAUCACUGCGCUGUUUUUACAGCAUUAAAUCGGAUGUCUGGUCUCUAGGGUGCAUAUUGCUGGACAUGAUGACCUGCUCAUCACAUACUGACGCAGAACUAGCUGUCCUACUGCAGCUGAUCAGGGAAGAUCGCCCACACCUAGAAAGAGUUGUGACAUCACUUGGCGUUGGUUACUCUGCAGACCUGUCCCAAGCUCUCCUGUGUAUGCUACAAAUAAACCCAGAAGACAGAGCUUCAGUAUAUGAAUUGAUAAAUACGCCUUAUGUCAAGAGAUGCUUAUUACUGAUUGGAUCUCCGCUGCUUGGCCUGAAAAAAUCAUUACCCUGUGGAGCAGUUGAUGAGCUGAAUGAAGGGGGAGUACACAAUACGAUAGAAUUUAUGAAGAAAUAUGCUGAUUUUGAAGAUGCGCAAAUAUCAGCAAUACAGCACUUGUCUAAGCAUAUUGCGCAACAAGAUGGUUUAUUGGAUAUGGACCAAAUAACACAACUUGUGGUUCAGGCUAUGAAAUUACACAGUGAUUCUCUGGAUAUACAACUGGAAGGCGGCAAACUUAUCCAAUAUUUUGUGUCCCAUGCUAUAGGACACGAGCAGCAGUCAGAGUGUUUCACAAACAAUGAGCUAAUGAACAUUCUUGUGCAAGACAUACGAUCAUUCCAUCACAACUCUGAGAUGUUGACAGUGGCCUUCAAGUUAAUGAUGAUGUUAUCAGCCAAUGAUACGGCCGCUGGACUCUUGGGGAAGACUGGCGUACUCCAGGAUAUUGUGAGAAUCAUGGCGCACUCCAUAGAUAACAGAGAGCUGUGUGUGUCCUGCUGCGGACUGCUGUGGGGUGUGGGCAUGGCUGAGGAACAUUCCGGAGCUGUGUGGUUGAAACAUGCCGUACCUAUAAUCUUCACUUUAAUCCGCAAAUACCUCAGCGAUGGACAGCUAGUGGAAUCAGCGUGUUCCUGCCUCUGGAUACUGUGCCUGAAAGGGUGUGUGGAGGAGAAGCAAAUUGAAUCAGUAAUUUGGGUUCUUCUGGAUUCUCUCCAAUCUCAUCCAGAUGGGCAAAUUCUGGUUAAAAAUGCCUGUCUGGCCCUAAGCAGCCUAAUCAGAGCGUCAGAGUUGGCAGCAUUUCGGCUUCUGGUGCCAGUGGAUGAGAAGAGCGGCCUUUCUAUAGUUAAAGAUCUCUGUGUGCUGCACUCUGAUGACCCUGAGGUUGUGGAGAACAUCUGUCUGCUGUUUAAUGAAAUGGCUCAUUAUGAGGACUGCAGAGCAGAGAUGCUGUUGCAACACUUGGAGCUGUUCUUGCAGGAUAUCAAAGACAAAUAUGCAUCUACAGAGGAGAUAGUUACGCUUGUACAAGACACACUUUCUAAACUGGAAAAAUAAGGGAUUUCGGUUUCACCAUCUGUUGGCUGAGAAGACGGUUUCGAUACAUUCCAGGGUCAGAUGAGAAAUUAUUAGAACCAGCAAAAGUUUUAUAAUGAAUAAACCAAACACAAGAUGGUGAUAUACAUAUGUUACACAAUCCUCUGGUGAAGAUUUCACCCUUGAUCAGACGUGUUAGCAGAUAUACAGAAGCACUGAAAUACAAGUAUUUGUAUACUCUAUGAACUACCGUAUGAACGUAUAGACUGUGUAGCUGUAUAGUAUUGAAUGAAGCACAAUAGUGACCUGAUUUUAUAUUCCAUGUGCGCAAUAUACCUCAUACAUUUAAGGUUAAUUCUAGUGAGUUAUAUACACUUGUACUAACAGCAACUCAUUUUCAAUAAAUUACUGCACUGUA